Molecule: messenger RNA, 792 nt
Organism: Babesia ovata
Lineage: Eukaryota; Apicomplexa; Aconoidasida; Piroplasmida; Babesiidae
Product: molecular chaperone, putative
Exons: 2
Coding region: 1-792 (263 amino acids)
Source: RefSeq, a predicted model, not a curated record
AUGACGCCCGUAUCUGGCGCUGAUGCUGUUCUCCCUUCCGCCCGAAAGGGGUCUAAUGCCAGCAACGGGUCGGAACGCGGGCGUAACAGCCACACAUACGAAACCAGAUGGGAUAAGCCCUGUUCGGCGUCGACUUCAAUGAUCGAUCCUUCCCCCUUAAUGGGAACCGCCGACGCGGUAUCCCAGGAAAUCGCCAAAAUCGCUGCUCGUGCAGAUGCGUGGUUGACGGCGUACACGACAGCCGGUAGCGUAUCUGAGCGCGUGAAUGUGUUCUUUACCGGUCUGGAGGUGCUCCGUUCCGCUGCAGAUGCGCAUAAUGCAGCACGACAUAAGGCACAGCAGGAGAGCGCUGCGCUGCUGUUGAAAUCUAUAGACACGGCACUUGCGUCGUUGUCCGAGAUCCUUGAGGUCGCUUCCUCGACAACGCGUAGCUAUUCGCGGCUUUCCGGUUACAAGGAACAGCUGGAGCGCUACCGAAGGGUCGCCGGUGGGGCUGGCGAGCGUUUUCACGCGCAAGCCUAUAGUGCCGCAAUGUCAGACCAGAUACGUGAUAUUUGCGAAGAGGUGGCGACCAUAUCGAAAAAUCUCCAACCUCUUUCUCAGCCCGGCGACGCCGGCGCUGCGGCCAACGUGUCGUCGCUGUGCGACGCGUACGGCGUUUACGUGAAGCGCAAGAAACAGCGUACCACGCGCGAGCGUUGGGCAUUGUUUGCGGAAUCUCGGGCCAAAAGGAAUGCUGACCAACGGGGUUCCUCGCCGGGCGACACCAGCCCAGCGGCAGACACAACAUAA